AUGUCGGCUCAAGCGGUAACCACUAUCGACAUCCAGGGCAAGUUACCCAAGAUUGCCUCUGGAAAAGUGCGCGAUCUAUACGCGAUUGACGAUGACACACUACUAUUCGUUGCGAGCGACCGUAUAUCAGCGUAUGACGUGAUUAUGGAGAAUGGUAUCCCCGGAAAAGGCGCCCUCCUAACCGCCAUGUCAAUAUACUGGUUCAAUUACCUACCCACCAAAGUCCCCGGUCUAAAAACCCAUUUCCUCUCCUCAGAACUCCCUUCCGCAAUCCAGGACCAAAUCUCGCUCAAGGACCGCAGCAUGCAAGUCCGACGUCUGCGUAUCCUCCCCAUCGAGUCCAUAGUCCGCGGCUACAUCACCGGAUCAGGCUGGUCCGAAUACACCAAAUCGGGCACCGUCAACGGCAUCAAACUCCCGUCCGGACUUGUCGAAGGCCAGAAGCUACCGGAACCACUCUGGACACCGAGUACCAAGGCGGAAGUAGGUGGCAAAGACGAGAACAUCAGCCCCGAGAAAGCGCGAGACAUGAUUGGCGAUGCGAAGAUUGCGCAGCGUGUUGAGGAACUGUCACUUGCUAUCUACAGCGCUGCUGCAGACCGCGCAGAGGAGGUUGGUAUCGUUCUCGCGGACACGAAGUUUGAGUUUGGCGUUGAUGAGAUGGGUGAGGUGGUGCUUGUUGAUGAGGUGCUCACGCCGGAUAGCUCACGCUUCUGGCCUAAGGAGUCGUGGGAGAAGAAUCUGGGCAAGGCGCAGCCGAGUUACGACAAGCAGUUUUUGAGGGAUUGGCUCACGGGUGAGGGGCUGAAGGGGAAGGAGGGGGUUGCGGUGCCGCAGGAUAUUGUGGAGAAGACGGCGGCGAAGUAUAAGGAGGCUUGUGAGAAGCUUACAGGGAAGAGUGCGUGA
Messenger RNA from Alternaria incomplexa, 906 nucleotides. RefSeq lists its product as uncharacterized. Gene Ontology annotation, cellular component: cytoplasm. Gene Ontology annotation, biological process: 'de novo' IMP biosynthetic process. Lineage: Eukaryota; Fungi; Ascomycota; Dothideomycetes; Pleosporales; Pleosporaceae. The coding region runs from base 1 to 906 and encodes 301 amino acids. Gene Ontology annotation, molecular function: phosphoribosylaminoimidazolesuccinocarboxamide synthase activity. The record is from RefSeq and is a predicted model, not a curated record. The transcript is spliced from 2 exons.